UGUGUCUACUUCCAGGGCAGAGAGGUAUGAAAAGAGGGGAGGGCAGGCUCAGCAACCAAAGGACAGGAGCCUGGGAGACUGUCUACCUUUCACCCCACUCAUUUCCAUGGAUUGUGUGUGCCCCUGGUCUGAACCCCAGACUCCAGGCAGAGAACCUCUGUGGCGUGCAGAGAGGCACCGUGGCUCCGAGGCUGCCUGGGUUGUAGGGAGAUGGGGGAGAUGCCCGUGUUCCUGUUUUCCGGUAGCCUAAGAGCUCCCCAUUCCCACUCACAAAAGUGACCAGAGGACUGAGGGAGACUGCCUUAGGGAGGGAGGCAGGUGGAGUGACCUGACUAAUGGAGAGAGCAGGACUUGGAGAAUGAAGGCAGGUUUAUGGGUGAGGUUGGGUCUGGCAAAGUCUCUGUUUGCUCAAGGAGGACCAGGUCUCUUAAACCCAGUGCAGGAGAGUGCCCAGUCCCUCCCAGGCCGAGGGUGGGGAGUGGAAUGGUUAGAAGUCUUUUACCCCAGAACCUGCCCCUCUAGGCUGGGAAACUUUGCCUCUGAAUCACGAGGGAAAGGGCAAGGGUCAAGUUGAACCCACAGUAGCCCAGCUAACACUGAUGACUGUCCAGUGCCUCCGCGUCGGGACUGCGUGGGAUCUGACUGAUGAGCUGUGUCCCUAUCAAGGCACUAGACGAUGACGUGUUAGCGUGGGCUGAGAUGCUACGCUGGUACCAAAGGGCUGGCAGAAAUGGGAGUCGUCUGGCUGAACCCUAGGAAGUUGGUGGCAGCAAGAAGGAGAUGCCGCGGCAGGGCUGAGCCGAGGCAGCUGUGGAGUAUGUGAAGGGCCCCUGAGCUCCCCCUGCCCUGUCCACCAUGAUCCAGAGGCUGUGGGCCAGCCGUCUGCUACGGCAUCGGAAAGCCCAGCUCCUGCUGGUCAACCUGCUGACCUUUGGUCUGGAGGUGUGUCUGGCUGCUGGUAUUACCUAUGUGCCACCCCUUCUGCUGGAAGUGGGGGUCGAGGAGAAGUUCAUGACCAUGGUGUUGGGCAUUGGCCCAGUGCUGGGCCUGGUCUCUGUUCCACUCCUAGGCUCAGCCAGUGACCAGUGGCGUGGGCGCUAUGGCCGCCGGAGACCCUUCAUCUGGGCUCUGUCCCUGGGUGUCCUGCUCAGCCUCUUCCUCAUCCCAAGGGCUGGCUGGCUGGCAGGGCUGCUGUGCCCAGAUACCAGGCCCCUGGAGCUGGCCCUGCUGAUCUUGGGAGUGGGGCUGCUGGACUUCUGUGGGCAGGUGUGCUUUACUCCACUGGAGGCCUUACUCUCCGACCUCUUCCGGGACCCAGACCACUGCCGCCAAGCCUUCUCCGUCUAUGCCUUCAUGAUCAGCCUUGGGGGCUGCCUGGGCUACCUCUUACCUGCCAUUGACUGGGACGCCAGCGCCCUGGCCCCCUACCUGGGCUCUCAGGAAGAAUGCCUCUUCGGCCUCCUCACGCUCAUCUUUCUCACCUGCGUGGCAGCCACUCUGUUUGUGGCCGAGGAGGCCGUCCUGGGCCCACCUGAGCCAGCGGAAGGGCUGCUGGUCCCCUCCGUGUCAUCCCGCGGCUGCCCAUGCCGUGUGGGCCUGGCUUUCCGGAACCUGGGAACGCUGUUUCCCCGGCUGCACCAGCUGUGCUGCCGCAUGCCUCGCACCCUGCGCCGGCUCUUUGUGGCCGAGCUGUGCAGCUGGAUGGCACUCAUGACAUUCACACUAUUCUACACAGACUUUGUGGGAGAGGGGCUGUACCAGGGUGUACCCAGAGCUGAGCCAGGCACCGAGGCCCGGAGACACUAUGAUGAAGGCAUUCGAAUGGGCAGCCUGGGGCUCUUCCUGCAGUGCACCAUCUCCCUGGUCUUCUCCCUGGUCAUGGACAGGCUGGUGCAGCGGUUUGGCACACGGUCCGUCUAUCUGGCCAGUGUGAUGACCUUUCCUCUGGCUGCUGGUGCCACAUGCCUGUCACACAGCGUGGUCGUAGUAACAGCCUCGGCUGCCCUCACCGGAUUCACCUUCUCAGCCUUGCAGAUCUUGCCUUACACGCUGGCCUCCCUCUACCAUCGUGAGAAGCAGGUGUUCCUGCCCAAAUACCGAGGGGACACUGGAUGUGGUAGCGGCGAGGACAGCCAGACAACUAGCUUCUUGCCAGGCCCUAAGCCAGGAGCACCCUUCCCCAAUGGACAUGUGGGCCCCGGGGGCAGCAGCAUCCUGGCGCCGCCUCCUGCGCUGUGCGGGGCCUCCGCCUGCGAUGUCUCCAUGCGGGUGAUGGUGGGUGAGCUUCCUGAUGCCAAGGUUGUUACUGGACGGGGCAUUUGCCUGGACCUCGCCAUCCUGGACAGUGCCUUCCUGCUGUCCCAGGUGGCUCCGUCCCUGUUCAUGGGCUCCAUUGUGCAGUUGAGCCAUUCUGUCACUGCCUAUAUGGUAUCAGCUGCAGGCCUGGGGCUGGUCGCCAUUUACUUUGCUACACAGGUUGUGUUUGAUAAGAAUGACUUGGCCAAAUACUCUGUGUAGAACGCUGUAAGGCAUUGAAGAAAGGGCCGGCCUGCCUGCCUCACAGAGUCAGCCUAGAGGGCUGGGAAGCUGGCCUUUCGGGUCUGUUGUUGCCUAAGUGGGGUAGCUCUCUGCUGCCACCCCAAGGCAGCGAGGCGUAUAGUUGCACAGAUAGAAGCUGGGCUUCCUGCUCUGGCUUUGAGUCUGGCUGGCCUGCCGGCAGCUUCUCCCUUGGGAUGAAAAUGCAGGCUUGUACAGGUGGUUUCCCCAGGCUCAGAGUUAACAGCUCACCUCCUGGUCGAGUCACUUUGGAAAGAUUUGGGGACCUGAAUGAACUUCCCUCUAAGUCCCUUGUCCAGAUUCUGCCACUGUUGCUCUUGUAUGGGAGUUUCUCGUAGGAAACUCUCCUCCACAGGGUUUGACAGGAUGGAAGUUGGAAAGAGGAGCCCUAACAGGCAAGAUGAAACCCCGUGGUCCACAGCACUGCCUUUCUGCUGAGUCCCCCACCCCAACCUGUUUCGGGAAAUGGUUCAGCUUGUUGGCCCUUGUGUCGCCAUCAUGGAGACACAGGCCUUUAAAUAUUUAAUUUAUUUAUUUAACACACUAGAAGUAAAUUUUGUUCCCAGCCUUUUUAUGUUGUGCCUAGGAGUUGAGUAGGGUGGGGGGGUCCCAAAAAACUGGUUCCCCUAAAAUACCUGAUACUGCCAGACUCCUAGGGUGAUAGCUAUGGUCCCCAAAACUGCCUGGCCCAGAACCUUGGGCAAUCUGUCACCCUAAUUGAGAGCCACGACAUGUCCCCACUCGAGACUGGGCAUUGAGGGAAGUGGAAUUGGGCUCAAGGUCUCCACAGCAUACCAAGUCCUACUUUCCUCUUGCCCGAGCUUGGCCUCUGACUCCCCACUGCUUUUCCCUCUGAGAGUGGACCCAUGAAGCGACCGCCCUUCCAACUCUGUCCGCUGGCUCCAUGACCUCUCUGUGGGGCUCUCUGAACCCUAAGCACAAGUGUGGUUCCUUAGGCCUCUGCUCAUGGAAGCCUCUGGGGCAUAUCUGUCACAGCCUGGGGAAUCUCACACAAACUCAGGAGUACUCCCUGCCAGAGCCAAGGAGCUCUUGUCCAGGGGGUGGAUUUCAGUGCAGAUUGCAAUAAUGUUGUGUCUUAUUUAUUUAGCAGAGUAAAUAUUUUAUACUGUAUGUGAGAAAUCAGAGUAUAACGUUUAUGGUGAUGAAAUUAAAAGCUUCUUCUAUGUUUA
Messenger RNA from Mesocricetus auratus (golden hamster), 3746 nucleotides. RefSeq names its product solute carrier family 45 member 3 (gene Slc45a3). The record is from RefSeq and is a predicted model, not a curated record. Gene Ontology annotation, biological process: transmembrane transport. Gene Ontology annotation, molecular function: sucrose:proton symporter activity. NCBI's taxonomy places the organism in Eukaryota, Metazoa, Chordata, Mammalia, Rodentia, Cricetidae. Gene Ontology annotation, cellular component: membrane. Bases 856 to 2517 code for a protein of 553 amino acids. The transcript is spliced from 5 exons.